Molecule: messenger RNA, 1347 nt
Organism: Zychaea mexicana
Lineage: Eukaryota; Fungi; Mucoromycota; Mucoromycetes; Mucorales; Lichtheimiaceae
Product: aspartic peptidase domain-containing protein
Exons: 7
Coding region: 1-1347 (448 amino acids)
Biological process (GO): proteolysis
Molecular function (GO): aspartic-type endopeptidase activity
Source: RefSeq, a predicted model, not a curated record
AUGCGUCAUACUCUGCUCUGGAUUGCGGCGCUGACAGCGUCCGCUGUUGCUGAUCCUCUUACUACGAUCCCACUUUUCCGUCGAAGCGACGAUAGCGGUAUCAUUCGUGCCGCUGCAGAUGAACUCGAUAGUGGUGUGCUCGGUGGCAAGGUGCUCAUCGGUACACCACCUCAAGAGUUCACCAUGGCCUUCGAUACCAACACCGGUUUCUCGUGGGUGCGCGGCUCUCGUUGUAAGAGCGAAAACUGUCUCGAUCGCUGCACGUACUACGCCCGUCGAUCAGAAACCGUCACUUCAACUGGCCAGAAGUUGAAGGUCAAGUACGGUGAAGCGUGCGUUGAGACGACCAUUUAUCUUGAUACUGUUGAGUUUGGCGGUCUUUCAGUUGAAAACAUGCCUUUUGGUGGCGCUUAUAGAAUGACUGGCUUCGAUGCAGGCUUUGAUGGUUACCUUGGUCUUGGCCGCAGCGUCGAUUUCAACAAAACGCAUAUUUACUCGAGCGCAGCACAAGGCCUUGCACGUCGUGAUUUGCCCGCCUCUUCAUUCGUCGGCAACGCUUAUCAGCAAGGCACUGGUAUGGAGAGUGCUCAGUUCGGCAUGUUCACCACUGGUUCAAGCGACAACGGAUUCGGCAGCUCCGGCGCUGUAACUGAAGACGAUGCCACGUCCGACGGCGAUGCCACGAAUCCUUCUACACCUCCUGCUGAAGACCAAACGAGCGGUGAUUCUUCUACUUCAGAAGUCACAUCCGGUGGUUUUGGUUUCUUUAAGCGUCACUAUGAUGAACCUGCCGGUUACUUGGUUCUUGGCGGUAUUGAUAAAAGCGCCAUCAAGGGUAAAGUUGCAUACAUUGACCUUGUUGACAGCAGCUCCGGCAGUGCCAACUGGGAAGUGCCCAUCUCGCUUGUGCGUUUCGACAUGGAUCUCAUCUUGCAACAAAAGAAGCAUGCCAAGGCACUGAUUAGCACCUCGCAAAACUUCAUUUACAUGCCCUACGACCAAGCCGAUAUCUUCCACGAAGUGUUUGGCGGCAAGUUCCAAGAAAGCACAAAGACGUACAAAGUCAAGUGCAGUAAGAUCAAGGACAUGCCUCGCUUGAAGCUUUAUUUGGGCGACUGGGCAGUCGAAGUCCCUGCACAGUACUGGACUCGUGUCGUUGAUGCUCCCACUGACUGCUGUGCUACCCGUAUUGCCCGUGGCGAGUCGGACCGCGACUGGAUUCUCGGUACCAGCUUUACCAACCUUUUCUAUACCACCUUUGACCCUCUUGAAGAGAAGCUUGGUUUGGCACUUAAGAAGGGUCAGAAGAAUGAUGGCCUCAAAUUGAUUGACAAGUCCCAAGAUUAA